This is a messenger RNA of Truncatella angustata, 515 nucleotides long. RefSeq lists its product as uncharacterized. The record is from RefSeq and is a predicted model, not a curated record. The coding region runs from base 103 to 444 and encodes 113 amino acids. The transcript has 2 exons. NCBI's taxonomy places the organism in Eukaryota, Fungi, Ascomycota, Sordariomycetes, Amphisphaeriales, Sporocadaceae.
UAGGACCGUUCCUGGCACGGGAAGCUCAACACCGGCAAUGCCGGGAGACACAGCAUUUAAAUUGGCCUGGAGCUAGCGCUGAUCAGAGGAUGGACGAGCUAGAUGCUUAUAACGAGACGACACCUCUCAGCAGCAAACCUGAGCAGUCACAUCAUGCGCCUCGAGAUCUACGACGAAGAUGAGGGCCCGAAAACAUGCCCUACUUCGAAGAUGGCGACGACGACACCGGGGCUCGAAAGUCUCGAUAUUUCUGGAUAUAUGGCAAGCAGUCUUUCCGACGCUCGCGCCCAGCAUCGACGAAACACAGUAGAUCGGAUUCAACCACGAAAUGACCCACGGCACGUGCAUUCCUGCCAAAAAUACAUCCCUAUGCUGGCCCAGUGUAUCUUCAGAGACGAGGUCGCGCAUAAGCUACAUGAAAUAAUCUUACUUGGACCGCGUUAAUUUACAACGAACCAUGAUACGAGUGUGAAGGACAGACCGGUAUAGAAGAAGGCUAGUUGUGGGGUUAUAAG